This is a messenger RNA of Hippoglossus stenolepis (Pacific halibut), 1063 nucleotides long. RefSeq names its product protein FAM107B. NCBI's taxonomy places the organism in Eukaryota, Metazoa, Chordata, Actinopteri, Pleuronectiformes, Pleuronectidae. The transcript has 5 exons. The record is from RefSeq and is a predicted model, not a curated record. Bases 191 to 643 code for a protein of 150 amino acids.
GAACAAAGGGCUGUAAGACACUUAAUAAGAUCUGAUCACAGGACAGUGAGGCCCAGCUGUUCAGAGCAGCGUCACAGGAGCUGCAGCACGUCGUUCAUCCUGACAACACCUCUGAGCUGCUUCUUCUUCUUCUUCUUCUCCUGCUCUUGGUUCUCUUAAAACAAACCUCAGCACAUCUCUUCUUUCAACUAUGCGUCUCUACCAUUGCACACAGGUGUCACAAAGACGAAAUGGAAGAGAGAGACAUCACUGCUGGAUGGUCCAACCUCACCAGGUGAUUGAGAGUCAACAACAGGAGGAUGGUGACCUCAUCAAGCCCAGGAAGCCGCCAAAUCCCAUCGUGGCUUCUCACCAACACAGAGCCCUUCACCAAGAGCUGCUCUUCUGCCACAGGCGAGGUCUCCUGCCGAGAAGAGAGCCGGAGCUGCAGCGUGUCCUGGAACACAAACAGAGAGAGCAGCACAAGCAGAGGGAGCUGGCUCUCCAUUCUCCCUCCGACUUGGAGGCGAAGCUUCGCACGAUGCAGCAGAGAUUACAAGUCUGUGAGCUUGAGGAGAAGAAAAGGAACGAGAGCCAGCAGAAUGUGCCGGAGUUCGUCCGAGUGAGAGGAACCUUGAAGCACGUCCAAACCUUUUCAUCAUGACAACCAGAGCAAAUAGUGCAGUUACAUCUGAAGGAUCGUCCUCUGCAGCUAUGGCAGACACUGUAGCCAUUUUUUAAAACCAAAUCUAUAUAAGAAUUUUUUUUAAAUUUUCAGUAUAAGAAAUUUGUAUUUUAGAUUAGGGAAAUGAUUUGUCCUUAGUCCAGCACUCGAUAGUGCUAUCAUAUCACUAGCAUUUUCUACUAAAAUUAUAUGUGUGCUAAAUGUAAAAUGUAUUCAGUAGUAAGGUAUCAGAAAUGCAGCCCAAGCAACCUCUCUUUAAAACUAAGAAUUACUGGAGGCAUUAAAGCAGAAAACAGGUAAAACCUAGUGCACUCAUAGAUUUAGAAUAAUUUAAUAUUUUCACUUUGUACAUGUCUUCUUGUAUUCCUCUAUUAAUACAAAUAAACACUAUUUGUCAUA